GAGAAGUCAGAAGGGGAAAGGACUGUGACUGGAUGUCUGACAAAUUAUUUUCAAAUUGGGAAAUUUGUCUCAAUACCAGAAGGUCAGCACCUCAGUGGAAUAUUUUGAAUGGGAAAAAAUCCAACAUGGUAGACAUGGUCUUCAUGCUCAGAACCCUGCCAAACCAGGAGAGAGACACACAAAAGAAAGAAUGGCUGCAGGAUUGCUGACAACCUGGUCACAGGUAUGUGGGAAGUUACUGUUUCCAAAAAAAAAAAAAUCACUGUUCCCAAAGGGUACAUCUCUUGUCCAUGACCCAGAGCUUCACAGCCCAACAAGGCUAGCGUCAGGCUUCCUCAGUUCUUUGGGCUUCUUAGAAUGGGAGAGAGAGAAUGUUUAAGGAAAGGCUUCAAUAUUUGUUUUGUGUUUCAGAUAAUCCCCCAGGGUGAGUGUUAGUUCCAUAUUCUGCUGGGUGCCAUGAAGGAACAUAAAGACUUUUUUUCACCAGGAAAAACAUUCAUUUCCCAAGUAUUUUUCUCCUUCUGUAGUAUGCUCAAUCUGUACUAGAUCUUGAAUAAGAUUGGAAGACUCCUUGUAACCUAGUUGUGGCAAUAUCAGCUCAGCUGUGUUAGACAAGCUUCUAAAAACCAUGAGCCUGAAAGAGAUGGUCCAGUGAGUGAAAACGGAAGUGGAAAGUUCCAAGAACUUGGAUGAAAUGAUGAAAGACCUCUGAAGAAUGUCUGAGCUUACUGCACAUUGGGUCUUCCCCCCAAGUCCUCUCAGCCUCACCCAUCAUCUUUCUGGUUCAGAGUUAGAGAUAGUUCUUGGCUGAACCUGAAUGUAUACAUGGUGUUUUAGGACUUGGUCACCUUCGAGGAAGUGUCAGUGGACUUCUCACAGGAGGAGUGGGCCCUGCUGGCCCCCGCUCAGAAAAUCCUGUACAGAGAUGUGAUGUUGGAGAACUUUAGGAACCUGGCCUCAGUGGGUAAAGUUGGCCUCAUUCCUUCAUAUUCAUUUGUUCAUGCAUGUACUAGUUCUUCAUCACUUAUCUGUCCCAGGAACUGAAAAGAACAGCUAUAUAUGGUAAACACAGAAUGGACGGUUCCUGCCCUUGUGGGGCAGUCUUACCACUUCCCAAGAAAAUUCACUGAUUGUAUUUUCUCAGUCCUUAAAAUUUAGGUAAUGUACAGAUCUUGGGCUUAGAAUUCAAGGGUCAGAUCAUGUGGGAAAAGGUAUGUGGGUGUUUGUCUUAUGGUGCUCUGUGAAAGGGCUAUGUAAUCUGAUUCUUUUGCUGCUCUUGCCUAUCUUCAGAAUCCUUGAAAACCAAAGUAUUGGAAUCAGUUUUGUGGAAAGAUUCCUUGUCUCCUUCACAGUCUCCCCACAUCAUGUGUCUUUCCCCAUGAGCAGGGUAUCAUCUCUGCAAACACAGUCCGAUCACUGAGGUGGCGCAGGAAGAGCUGAGGCCAGAGGGGAGAGGAAUUCUCCAAAGUGCUUGUACAGAAUGUUCCUGGAGAAAAAACUGCCAAUGGCAUAAAAAUGGUGAGAUUCACUAGAAAUGAUUCCUGUUUUUUAAGACUGGGAGAGCUCUGUGAAUUUCAAGGAAUUAAAACAGGAGCAGCACCCAAGCAAGAGGAGACACUUGAGGCACCAACCCACCCUGGUGAGAAACCAUUGGAACGUAAUCAUUGUAGAAAAUUCUUCAGAAAGAAUUAUUGCCUUACUCGUACAAGAUAUUGCAAGGGCGAGAAAUGCUAUGAAUAUAAAGAAUAUGGGAAAGACUUUGGCCAUCCCUCAACUCUUAGGAGUCAUGUGAGUUCUCACAUUGGAGAGAAUAUUCUUGAAUUCAGUGAUUGUGGAAAAACUUUCAAUCAAGAGUCAUCCCUUAGGAAAGACUUCAGAACUCUCACAGGAGAAAAAUCUGAGUGUAAUCAACAUCUUAUGUCCUUCAAAUUACACUCUUCCUUCUCAGUACAUGAACAAAUACCUACUGAAGAGAAACUCCAUGAAUGCAGUGACUGUGGAAAAAGAUCUUCCCAUAGUGUCCACAAAAAAAUGUGUACUAUGAAAGAAAGCUCAAAAUGUAAUGGACAUGGGAAAGUUUUCACUGGCCCCUUGUCCCUUCAGAUAUGUAUGAGACCUCACACUGGAGAGAAAGCUUAUGAAUGUAGGGAUUGUGGGAAAGCUUUUGUUUUUCAGUCUUCCCUUAAGAAACACGUAAGAUCACACACUGGAGAGAAACCUUAUGAGUGUAAUCACUGCGGAAAAUCCUUCAGCCAGAGCUCUCAUCUUAACGUUCACAAAAGAACUCACACUGGAGAGAAACCUUAUGACUGUAAGGAAUGUGGCAAGGCUUUCACCGUUCCUUCAUCCCUUCAGAAACAUAUGAGAACCCAUACUGGAGAGAAACCCUAUGAAUGCAGUGACUGUGGGAAAGCCUUUAUUGAUCAGUCAUCCCUUAAGAAACAUACCCGAUCUCACACUGGAGAGAAACCUUAUGAGUGUAAUCACUGUGGAAAAUCCUUCAGCACAGGCUCUUAUCUCAUUGUGCACAAGAGAGCCCACACUGGAGAGAAAACCUAUGCAUGUAAAGAAUGUGGGAAGGCCUUUAGGAAUUCCUCUUGCCUAAGAGUGCAUAUGAGAACUCACACAGGGGAGAAGCCUUAUAAAUGUAUCCAGUGUGGAAAAGCAUUUAGCACUAGCACUAACCUUAUAAUGCACAAGCGAAUACAUACUGGGCAGAAGCUCUGUGAAUGAAAUGACUACAAGCUAGCCUUAAGGGCCCCUUCCCCCCUCAGGCAUUUUCGAACACACUCUGGAUAGAAACCAUAUUACGACCAAUUUAGAAAGCCAUCGGGCACAACUCUUGAGUUAGAUUACACUGGGGCAAACAUUGUAAAUGUUAUGGUUCUGUGGUUAUAUUUAUCAGUGAGUGUUUAAUCUUUAAAGUGUGAUAACUCGUUAGUUGAUAAGUAUUAAAGAUUAUAUAGCACUCUAAAUUCCCCUUAAUCUACAUCACAAAGGUUUUUUGUUUUUUUUUUUUUUAGUAUUUAUUUAUUUAUGUAUUUAUUUGGCUACAACAAGUAUUAAUUGUGGCAUGUAGGAGCCUCUGUCUUCAUUGUGGCAUACAAGAUCUUUAAUCACAACAUACAGGAUCUAGUUCCCUGACCAGGAAUUGAACCUAGGCCCUCUGUAUCAGGAGUGUGGAGUCUUAGACACAAGACCACAAGGGAAGUACCUCACUAAAGUUCAGGUAUGUAAUGUUUUUCUUAUAAGUAAGUACUAAAUAUUUUGCAUUUCUCAUCAAGAUAUCUUGGACUGAACUAUAGGUUAUUUAGAAAUACGUAUUUUAAUGUGCAGACUGGGCAUAUUUUAGUUAUCUUUUAGUUAUAGAUUUCUAACUGAAUUGCAUUGUCCACAGAAUGCCUGAUCUUCAUGACAUAAAAUUCAAUAACAUACAAACAGAAAAUUAUUAGAGACUUGCUCUGUGGCCUAAUGUGAGAGAUACAGGAAGUUGCUGUCCCAGUAUCCAUUUCUCCCUUGCUUCCUUCAAGUAACAAAACUACAGUUGUGUUCAAAUUAGCAGUGUAGACAGUUUCUGAGGACUCAUCUCCCAGCUUUCCUUGCAGCUGUGAGUGCCCAUGAGCUCACAGUCUUGGCCUGUGAGAAAGAAGCAAGAGGUCACUGCUUGUGGGUUCUAAAGAAUUCCAUGGAAAUGGGAGCAUGGCAUCUGGCAUUUUCACUUUACCAUCUGCCCUCAGGUUUAUCUCUUUUUUCUUAGAGAAUAGACCAAUAAAAUGACAUUCAUAGAUUACUGAUUAUAUAAUAGACACAUAAGGUAUUUUUUGGCUGUAUAUAAACAACUAUGAGUUGCUUGUUUCUGAAUUUCAUGUAACAUGAGAAAAAUAAACUCCUAACUGGUUUAAAUCA
This is a messenger RNA of Cervus elaphus (red deer), 3906 nucleotides long. RefSeq names its product zinc finger protein 177-like. Gene Ontology annotation, molecular function: DNA-binding transcription repressor activity, RNA polymerase II-specific. Lineage: Eukaryota; Metazoa; Chordata; Mammalia; Artiodactyla; Cervidae. The record is from RefSeq and is a predicted model, not a curated record. Gene Ontology annotation, biological process: negative regulation of transcription by RNA polymerase II. The coding region runs from base 1516 to 2733 and encodes 405 amino acids. The transcript has 5 exons.